Molecule: messenger RNA, 378 nt
Organism: Paramuricea clavata
Lineage: Eukaryota; Metazoa; Cnidaria; Anthozoa; Malacalcyonacea; Plexauridae
Source: the annotation of a GenBank genome assembly
AUGAGACAUUUAACUUGUGAAGCGGCACCUGCAAAGCCUCCUCAGGUGGAUCGCUCCAAGACGCACAAAAACGCUAUGUUGGAAAAAACGUAUCAGACUGAGAGGUUACUGAAAAAAGCAAUAAAGAAUUCACAAUGGUUCACGAAGCCACGUACGUCAAAAACAAUCAGCGACUGUCCAUUCACAUGGAAAAUGUCAGAACCACAGCAUAAUCGACUCCCAAGACAUGUUGUUGAGGCUGAGUGUAUCAGCUGUAGUCUGUCGUGUAAGCCUCUUGUUUACCAUCUAACUGUACGAAUUAAUGAUGGACCAAAUAAAAGGUAUUGGACAACAAUUCCAGUAAAAGUGGCUUAUAUCUAUGACCUUCAAUGGAGAUGA